Molecule: messenger RNA, 742 nt
Organism: Aspergillus ruber CBS 135680
Lineage: Eukaryota; Fungi; Ascomycota; Eurotiomycetes; Eurotiales; Aspergillaceae
Product: Rpo12/RPC10 RNA polymerase subunit family protein
Exons: 2
Coding region: 149-370 (73 amino acids)
Biological process (GO): DNA-templated transcription
Cellular component (GO): RNA polymerase I complex; RNA polymerase III complex; RNA polymerase II, core complex
Molecular function (GO): DNA-directed RNA polymerase activity; DNA binding; zinc ion binding
Source: RefSeq, a predicted model, not a curated record
AUCCCCUUCGAGAAACUCCGAAAAUUCAAGCAAAGCUCUGACACCUAUCCUUCUCUAUUCCUCAGUCGAAAUCUCCCUUCUCUAGCGGCACCGACAACACCCUCUACUGCCAUCAACCGCUCAACCGCAUAAAACAAAACGAAAUUCCAUGUCCCGCGAAGCUUACCAAGUCCCCUCCCUCGGCGGCCAGAACGCCUUCGGCGAUGGAUUCUCUGGCUCCCUGGACGGCCCUGUUGUCGCUUACCUGUGCGGAGAAUGUAAUUCGCGCGUGUCGCUGAAGCGGGGCGAUCAGAUUCGGUGCAAGGAGUGUGGUCAUCGAGUGUUGUAUAAGGAGCGGACGAAAAGAAUGGUUCAGUUCGAGGCCCGGUGAAGCGGGCUGCGAAGCGAAUUUUGGAGAAGAAAUCUUUGUCCCUUACGAUUGAUGUGCAUUAUAUGGCGCUAUGGAGUUUGGAAAUUGCAAAUAUUAGUACUUGAGAAUGGCAAGGGCUCCAAAAAUAUCUUCACUGGAGUUGUGGGCGUGGACUCAGUCCAAAACUACUAGCAAUAAUGGUGUAGACAAAAUGCUAUGGCAUAUCUUUCCCUUGACCAAAUUCCGUUUUUCUCAAUGCGCGUUUUAUUUCCCCAUGCAUAAACAAAUUACAAGCUGUGUGUUGUUGAACCCCGAAAAUGCAUUGUCCAUGAAAACCCCGAAAUACAUAAUGCAAAAAGAAAAUAACCAAGAAAUAUCCAAAAAAGAAAAAAA